Messenger RNA from Magallana angulata, 736 nucleotides. RefSeq names its product baculoviral IAP repeat-containing protein 7-B-like. Bases 103 to 717 code for a protein of 204 amino acids. The record is from RefSeq and is a predicted model, not a curated record. The transcript is spliced from 10 exons. Lineage: Eukaryota; Metazoa; Mollusca; Bivalvia; Ostreida; Ostreidae.
AAAGCUUAUUUAAACAGAGAGCCAGGGAAGUUGAAGUACAUCGUAUUUAAACUUCAUCAGUGACUAAAGAAGUUUCAGUGGAUAAACGAAUCACUAGUUGGUAUGGAUGAAGACGCCCACCCCGGAGAACAUUGUAUGAGCAGUAUAUGGGACUGGAUCAUCAGCAGAGUUGGAUAUUCCAGGAAAUUGGUGAGAAGUAUAUGGGACUGGAUCAUCAGCAGAGUUGGAUUUCCCAGGAAAUUGUUAAAAUGUUUCUGCAAACAUAUGGGAAUCCAGGAAGAAGAGGGAAAUGAAUGGAAUCAACCCAACGAAACUUGGAAAGGAUGGCAGCACUGUACAGCUGAGGGCUUACAAAACUAUGGCACCCUGUCAAAAAAUCCUUAUUUGGAAUACGAGUAUGAAGGAUUUAUCAACUUGAAAGACAAACAGAAAAUCAAUUCUGAAAAAUAUUCGCAACUAGCCAAGUAUGCGCAAACAGCAGAUCAUUCUUCGCAAAGUAAACCAGGCGAAAAAGAUGAAUAUGUUGCAAAAGAAAACAAGCGUAUGAAACCUGAACCAUCCAUUACAUGUAUUUGGUGCGAAGAUAAAAGGGUUGUCCUUGCUUUCAAACCAUGCCUCCAUCUUGUCUGUUGUGAAGAUUGCGCCCCGGCCAUGAAGCAUUGUCCUGUCUGUAAGAAGUACAUCAAGGAUAUGUUCCCAGCGUACCUUGUUAACUAAACAGAUAAAUUGAAAUAGA